This is a messenger RNA of Oldenlandia corymbosa var. corymbosa, 1711 nucleotides long. The record is from the annotation of a GenBank genome assembly. NCBI's taxonomy places the organism in Eukaryota, Viridiplantae, Streptophyta, Magnoliopsida, Gentianales, Rubiaceae.
AAAACAUUUCAGUAUUGUUUAUUCCUUGUGUCAGCAACCACUGCAUAAAGUGAACCUCGGUUACUGGAGCCAAAAAAUAUUGUUGUAAAACGUAUUUAAUUCUCUCACACAACCACCAAUCUAGCCCACCACCCAUUUGCUGCCCUAUUCCCCUUCCUCCAUUCCUCCGCCCCCACCGGCCACCCAUUCCCCCCAAACCUUUUCUCCCAUCUGAGCUGUUUUUCCUAGAUAUACUUAACUUACCACAUUAUAUCCACGUUCUACACCUGAGAAAUGGAUUACUCACUUCACUUAACACUUUAAUAGACUCUGGUUUAGCCCCUUCAAUACAGCAACGAAUUUUUGCGGAAUCUGGUGGCGUCCCAGAUCAAGAUUAAUGGGUAUGGCCUCAAUUCUUUCAGUUUCCAGGUACCUGAAGGUUAUCCCUUUUCUCCUUUUGUACUUCAGAACUCUCUAUGCAGACUUCAAUGUCUCGUUUGCUUCCAAGGAUGUUGAUAAAGGUUCCUACUUUGAGUCCAUGUUUGCUUUUUAUGGUGAUGCUAAGCUUGUUGGUAGAGAUAGUGGUAAUGGUAUGUCCGUACGGUUGUCUGGUUCAGAUGGUGGUGGUCCUAGUGCUGGGAGAGUAGUUUACAAGCAUCCCAUGAGGCUUGUUGUGGGAGGAAAUGGAAACCCAAGAGAUAUGGUGUCUUUUGAGACGAAAUUUGGGUUUUCCUUGUCUGAAAAAGGGGAUGGUUUAGCUUUCUUGAUGGCUCCUGUUGAGUACCCUGUGAAUGAAUUUGAUGGUGGCUCUUUUGGGCUCUUGGGUAAGAGCAAAAUGAAGUUCCUUGCUGUUGAAUUUGAUACACAUAAGGAUGGAAAGUACGGUGAUGUGAAUGCUAAUCAUGUUGGGUUGGAUAAUUCUAGCCUUGUGUUGGUAAAAGUUAGUAAUGUUUCAUCUGUGAACUUAACUUUAAGUAGUGGGAAGAAGUUGCAAGCUUGGAUCAAUUAUCAAGCAAUGUCGCACAGAAUUGAAGUGAGGUUGGCUGAAUUUGGUGAAACCAAUAAGCCUAUUGAUCCAUUGCUGUCUUAUCCUGUUGACAUGUCAAGGAUGUGGGGUGAAAAAGAAGUGCUUUUUGGACUGAGCUCUGCGAGUGGGAAUUCAAAUUCAUUGCAGGAAUGCAAUUUAUAUUCAUGGAGCUUGGAGCUUUGGACGAUACCCCAUUGGAUGCAUUCACAGCCAAUGAAUCCUAAUGCGUACAUGGAGAAGACAACAAAAGAGUAUCCGGUUCCUGAACAGAAAAGCGAUUGCACAUUCAGAGUGCUUGGUGCUUUGAUCUUUGGCAUUGGAUGUGGGGCAUUAGGAGCUCUAAUUGUGCUGUUUAUAUGGACUCUACUGGCUUAUAAACGUCCAAUUGUGCCGGAGGAUUAUGCCGAGAAACAUCUUGAGUUUGAGUUCAAAAAACCCAAAAUUGUAGAUAAACCGAGUGGUAAGAAUUAGGUUUGUGUGUUUGAGUAGAGUGAGCUUAAAUAGAUUGAUGCUUGUCAUUUGGUAUGUAAAUCCGUUUGAAAUUUUGCACUUGUAUCAACUGUUUCCAAUGCGUGGCUGUAAUUUCAUGAUCAAUCUUCUGAAAUUGUAGUAGUUUUUUUCUCCUCUGUUAUGAUCAUCAAAGUACAGCUUACUGCUAUUGAUCACUUGCUUUUAAGUAUAUAAAGAGCUAUGUUUUCUUUGUCA